This is a messenger RNA of Xenopus tropicalis (tropical clawed frog), 711 nucleotides long. It is a transcript of the gene jchain, whose product is annotated as joining chain of multimeric IgA and IgM. Lineage: Eukaryota; Metazoa; Chordata; Amphibia; Anura; Pipidae. Bases 115 to 597 code for a protein of 160 amino acids. The record is from RefSeq and is a predicted model, not a curated record. The transcript is spliced from 4 exons.
UUAAAACUGCUAUUUUUGGUACCAGACAGUUGCACUAGUUUUCCCCUCCCCCUAUCUUAUAGCAGUCCAACAUUGCUUCACCCAGAUAUCCUCAUAAGAAGAAGGAGAAGAAAGAUGCUGAAACACGGUGCAUUGCAGGCAGCAGUGCUGUUAUCGCUUCUUGGGUCUAUUUGGACAACAGGUAUAUAUUAUGAUUAUGAUCCAGAUGAACAUGUUUUGUUGGAAAACAAAUGCAAGUGCAUAAAGGUGACCUCGAAAUUUGUCCGUUCAAAGGAAAAUCCCAAUGAAGAAAUCUUAGAGAGAAAUAUAGAAAUACGGAUACCACUGAAAGCCAGAGAAAACAUUUCAGAUCCAACAUCCCCACUAAGGACUAAUUUUGUCUACAACCUCUCAAACCUUUGUAAAAAAUGUGACCCUGUUGAAAUGGAACUUGGUGGAGAAACAGUCUGGGUGUCCCAAGCUAACUGUGACAAAUCGGAAGACACCUGUUACACCUAUGACAGAAAUAAAUGCUACACCAGAGACAUACCUUUCACAAUUGAAGGAAAGACCGAAAUGAGAAAAGCAGCACUCAACCCAGAAUCCUGCUAUGAAUAAUAGAAACAAAUCGCAAAUAAGAAAAAAAUGCUAUAUGAAUAUAAAACAUAACUACUGCAUAAAUGGCUUGUCUGUUUGUUUUUAAAUAUAUUAACUGCUAGCUUUUUUUAUUUU